AUGCCUUCUUCAGUAUCCUUUCUUUUUGCAAUCUUUUUUGUAUCAGUACUCGUUGCCAAGCUGCUGCAUCUGUACAUUCACCUGCACUCCAUUGCUGCCAUCGACUUCAUUGUCUACCUACCAACCUUUUUCCUGCAAGAUGUCUUCGUAAUUUUCCUUGGCCGUCUCCUGCUGCGGAGGGAACGGACAAUCGUCUCUUUUGUUGGCUACUGCUUCGGAUGUUUCUUAACCUUGAUUUCCAUCGGCGCUGCAUCAUCAGAGCUUGGGUUUUACUACAGGACGGGCGGCGAAGUUGAGUGGAGCGAUGCAGGGGACUACGCCAACGACGAAGGCCUCAAAGUCCUGCUCAGCGAGAGCCACAGCGUUCUUGUUUCUGCAUUAAUCAUUAUUAUUCUUGCAUGGUUCACGCAGGGCAUUCUCUACAAGCUCGUCGGUAACCUUGUAACUGGAUUGGGGAAGCGCAUCGCUUCAGUCUCCAGGUUUCUCAGAGGAAAGCUUCGCCCGCAAAAACAUGUUCAGCGCGAUCCCGAGAAUGUCGAACCGUUGAUGGAGCGCGAUCUUUCCGGAGAUUCCGCCUCCCCGUCUGACUAUGGUCGAAGGUCAUCCAGCUCCGGCCGCAGUGGGCAAGAGAAGGGUCCGGAAGAGCGCUCUUCAAUGCGACGGAGAUGGUGCGCUAUCCCUUCUUGGAUCGUCACAUCGUCUGUCUUGGUUUUUGUUGGCAUCACGGCCAUUGUCCGCCCUGAGAGGCCAUACAACCAUAUGUCGACAAGUCUGCCCUUCCGAAUUCUCGGUUCAUUCAAGCCGAGUCUCGGAUUCUGCGCAUCCAAGAAUGACUGGCCCUUGAAGGAACUCAUCCAGGAGUCCAAGUGGGAAGAUCCUCAGGGCAACUUCAAGGGUUGGGCUCCUGGCAGGGAUAGCAAAUUCGUCAAACAGUACAGAGAUAACACUCCCAAGUGGCUGCCCGAUCCAAUCCCCCACGGGUUUGACAAGUGGAAUAAGACAAAAUCGCAGGACAAGGCCGCUCCCCCCGACGAUUCGUGCCCCGGCACGCUCGCAGACCGAGGCUUCUAUAACCCCGUUGCCGACCCAAUGCGGAUUACCAACCUUAAGGAGAGUAUCCUAGGUUCGGUGCAAGAGGCCCUCACACAAAACUCUGUCAAGAUUCGACAUGUUGCUCUCAUUUUGAUGGAGAGCAUGCGCGAAGAGCUCUUCCCUAUCCAGCAAGGCACCGACAUUCACAGGUUCAUCAUGGAAUCGCACGAGGAAUCACUUCGAGAUGAUGUCAACGACCGAGUUUCCCGCUUGACACCAAACUUUGAGAAGAUUACAGGCAAAUUUGGCAACUUUAGUGCCAGCAACGGCACCACCUACGACCCUCCUGCGAAGCCGGUGUGGAACGACAAGACGAGGCCUGAGUAUGGUGGUAUCAACGUUGUCGGAGGCCUCACGAGCAGCAGUGUCUCGACAAAGAGUCUCAUGGCAGCUCACUGUGGCGCUUGGCCCAUGGCGGUAAACAUGUUCGAGGAGGCCGAGCUCGAGAGCUAUCAGCCUUGCAUUCCUCAGGUCCUCAAUAUGUUUAACACAUUCAAGCAAAACAAGACUAAGGCAGCCAGAGGCUGGCUGUCACUGGGGUCAAAGAAGAGUGAACAGUUUCACGAUUACCCAUGGCACUCUGCCUUCUUCCAGGCUGUUACGGACACAUACGAUAGGCAGGACAUGUUCGACAACAAGAUGGGAUUCAAGCACAUCUUUACGAAGCCCAAGCUCGACAAGGAGGCCAAGAGCAAUCCCGACAUGGAAGAGAUUAACUAUUUUGGUUAUCCCGAGACGGAUCUGAAGGCGCACAUCAAGGAGUACAUCACCGAGGGGCUUGCCAACAACAAGCGCCUCUUCAUGUCACAUUUUACCAGCACAACUCACCAUCCCUGGGGUGUCCCCAAGUGGUUCGACACCGAGAAGUAUAUGGGCAAGGAGGGCAAGCGCCACAAGGACUUUGACAAGUACCUCAACACGGUUAGGUUCACCGACAUGUGGAUAGGCGAGCUCAUGCAGAUGUUCGACGAUCUCGGAAUUGCCGACGAGACUCUUGUUGUCUUUGUCGGCGACCACGGACAAGCCUUCAAAGAAGAUUUCUCCAAGACGGGUACCUACGAGAACCGCCACAUCAGCAACUUCCGAGUCCCCAUCUCAUUCCGACACCCCAAUAUCCCUCGCAUUCAGUACGAAGCGAACGUAACCUCGAUCUCGAUUCUACCGACCCUCCUUGAUCUCCUUGUCCACACAGGAUCCCUUAAUGAGGACGACACGGCGAUUGCGUCCGAUUUAGUCCAUGAUUACGAGGGUCAAUCACUGAUCCGACCAUAUAUCAAGUCUCAACACGGUCGCCGUGCCUGGAACUUUGGGCUCAUCAACCCUGGCGGUGGUAUGCUCACAAUCACAUCGGCAGACGCACCCUGGAGACUGGCGAUCCCGUUGAAAAAGGAUCUCGAAUACACAUUUACCGACCUGGGGCAGGAUCCGCUAGAGUUGGAUCCUCUGGACGGGUGGGCUAUCAAGCCCAUGAUCAAGGCGGUUAAGGCCAAGUACGGCAAAGAAGCGGCCGACUGGGUUCGUGAAGCCGAUGCAGUGGCUCACUGGUGGACUAUAGAGAGAAACCGGCUUUGGGGAUACAAUCGAUCUGACGACUGA
Fusarium keratoplasticum is the source of this 2688-nucleotide messenger RNA. Its product is annotated as Sulfatase domain-containing protein. Lineage: Eukaryota; Fungi; Ascomycota; Sordariomycetes; Hypocreales; Nectriaceae. The record is from RefSeq and is a predicted model, not a curated record. The transcript has 3 exons. The coding region runs from base 1 to 2688 and encodes 895 amino acids.